This is a messenger RNA of Trichobilharzia szidati, 1807 nucleotides long. The record is from the annotation of a GenBank genome assembly. NCBI's taxonomy places the organism in Eukaryota, Metazoa, Platyhelminthes, Trematoda, Strigeidida, Schistosomatidae.
GAGAAAUAAACACAAAAUUCUUUUCUACGCUCUUUCAGUUUUCUUCUUGAAAAUGCAGUCGCACUUGAAAUGCUUAACAGUUAUUCUACUUACCACUUCUAUGAUUUUGUGUAUAUCUGGAGAGUCAGUGGAAACAUGUGAAGUCAAUUCGGGGAACUGUAUUCACGGGCAGUGUAUUAACGGUGUAUGUGUAUGUGAAACAUGUUGGACAGGUGAAAACUGUGGAGAAAGAUUAUCUAGAAAACCUACAUUCAUUCAGAGGCAAUUCAAAUUCGAAAAGAAGCUCUCAGAUAUAAUUGAUGGAGGUGUGAUUGGCCGUCUACCAUUAAGUGAUGAAAACUCUUCUAUAGCAACAUGUGGAAAUGUUCACUUCGAAAUCGUGUCUAAUGCAAGCCAAUUGCCUUUACAGAUUGACUCCAAGAGUGGUAUUUUGUACUCCAACAAUUUAUUGGAGAAAACACAAAUUUAUCGUACAGUUGAAUUUAAUGUGACUAUUCGAGAGGACAAUAACCAUUUGGGAGUACUUGAUGAGGCAAUUGUCAGGGUAUCAAUUUACGAUAGUCAUUCUGAUGAAGAAGUAGAAAGGAGAGUUUCUCGUGUUAAGAGGGCUGUUAUAACAGCACCAACUGUAGGUAGUAUCAAAUUUUACAGAUCAAACACUAAGAAGGACGCUAGUUAUUGUCUCUACGACACCUGGUUUGUUGACUUAGAUAUCACCUUACCGCCUGGAAAUCACAAUCCAAUUAUCAAUGUUUAUGGACCUGCUAUCACUGGAUCAUACAGGGGAUACAUUACAUAUUUGUUCAGUAAUUUCAGUGGUGUAAAUGUAGUGAACAACUCUACAAUGCAGUUCACUGACCUUACAUAUAUUGGUGGUCGUUCAUUGCCUUCGAGAUUUACUAUGCUUCUAGGCCCGACAACAAUUUUGUCAUCUCCUUCGACAAAUUUAAGUGAUUUCACCUUUAAGAUACGUUUUACAGUCGGGCUGUUUUCCGACAUGGCAGCUCCAUCAAUUGGAACUAAUUUGAUAUUCAAUUUGGAUGCCAUUCUGGACACAAACAUAAGUGUGGCGCUCCCUCUAGUGGUAUCUGAAAUCUGUCCACAACAGAAUGAUGCAGUCAAGUUUAUAAAAUGCCCUCAAGAAGUCGCAUUUGGGGGAGUGUAUGAAUACUCCGUUGAGUUUUUUAUAAGCAGACCUAUUAGCGAUUAUGUGUUCACUUUCAGUGCUUUUUCAAGAACAACUUCAAUUGGACAUAUGUUUAUCACGAUUCCUGACACUUUUGCCACGUAUCCAGAAAUAUAUGAAAUGAAUACAGAACAAACUUCAUUCAAUUCAUAUUUUCACACAUCAUUAAGCUCUAUAAGUGUUAAAAAUUUGCAGAGUUUAGGACUAUAUGAUACUUCUCUUUCGAUAUCCAAUCGAUCAGUUCGUUUGACAGCUUACAUUCAAAUUUCAACGAGAAGUCUUCCUACUGAAAGGUUCGAAGCUAGGAUCGAACCAACCGGAAUGAAUGUGACCACAGGAAUCUGUGAAAGCGCAGGCUAUAGAUAUUCCAAUUACGUAAAUGUAUCACAGUGUUCAAUGGUAGUAGGUGAUAUUGAAUUCAUGGAUCAACUCGAAAUGGUUAAGUAUUUCAAUGUUCAACUUAUAAUGCCUUAUUUAACAUCCGGUUUCUUUACUUUAAACUCACUUUCAAUUACUUCUACAUAUGCUGAAAUAUAUCAUGUGGAGUAUUUAUACGUUGACAAGGAUAAUUCCAAUGCAAUUAGAAAUCAACUCUCUAUAUGUCUGAAUAAAACCACCUAA